AUGACUGAAAACGACAAGCGCCCGUCGAUGGUCAUCGGAUACUGGAUGUCUGACAGAAAGAGCCAGAAACUCAAUUGGAUCGAGUUUGGAAAAGUGUGCAGGCAGCACGGAUAUGAAUUAGUGAAAUUGGAUCUGGACAAACCGUUAGAAAAUCAAGGGCCAUUUGCAGUAAUUUUACAUAAACUUACUGAAAUAAUUGCCAGAAAUGAUGAAAAGGCAAUUCAAAUCAUAGAUAGAAUUGAACGGUAUAUAAAGGAUCAUCCAAAAGUAUUAAUCAUUGAUCCAUUAGAUAGCGUUCGUACCCUGCUUGAUCGCUACAAAACAUAUAAUGUCGUGUUGAACACCACCUUGAACAAUAUUGAUGUUUUUACACCUACAUUUGUGGAAAUUCUGUCAACCAAUGUGAAAGAUAAUAUUAAAAAACUAAAAAAUGCUGGAGUUACGUUUCCAUUCAUUUGUAAGCCGUUUGUAGCUCAAGGAACAACUUAUUGUCACCAGAUGUCUGUAAUUUUUAAUGAACGAGGUGUAGCUGAUUGUAAGCCCCCAUGCGUCGCUCAAUCAUUCAUUAAUCACAAUGCAAUUUUGUACAAAUUGUAUGUGGUUGGAGAUCAUUAUCAAAUGGUUGAGAGACCAUCAUUGAAAAAUUUUUAUGCCUCAAAUGAUGACCGAGACACAAUUACUUUUGACAGUCACUCUGUGUCUAAAUCAGAUUCAAGUAGCGAACUUAGUGUACUCGACCCUUCGGAAAGCGCCAAAGGAUCUUCCAUAGAUCCAAUCAAAUUGCAUUCUAUUGUCAAAACUCUAGGCAGUUAUCUAAACAUGUCUUUAUAUGGUGUUGAUGUUGUUGUUGAAAAUGAUACCAAUCGGCAUGCGAUUAUCGAUAUUAAUGCCUAUCCUGGUUAUGAUGGAUUUCCAGACUUUUUUGGAAAACUUAUAGACUGUGUGAUGUCACGACGUGCUCAAUCGGUAUGCUCCAAAGCAUAUUUUGAAGACUCUGGAUUUGAUACUAGUGAUUCAAGCGAUGAAAAAAAAUCUCGUGCCAAGCUAAAUUCAAUUAAUCAAUAUAAUUAA
Messenger RNA from Macrosiphum euphorbiae (potato aphid), 1071 nucleotides. Lineage: Eukaryota; Metazoa; Arthropoda; Insecta; Hemiptera; Aphididae. The record is from the annotation of a GenBank genome assembly.